CAUCAAUUAAUACAUAUGUAAUGAUUUGGUCUUAUCAUCUCUCUCUCUCUCUCUCUCUCUCUCUCUCAGAACCACCCCCCAUCCUCCCCAACUUUUAUAUAAACCAAUAGCAGGGUCACCAAGGAGCCAGCUUGUUGCAAGAAGAGAGCUUCAUCUUCAUACACACCAAGAAGCAACAACACCAUAGGUAGCUCUAGCUAAGCUAGGUUUAGCAUCUAGACAAAAGGGCAUUGGCAAUGGCAGGCUUCUCACACCUCCCACAGCAGAUGGAGCAUGGCCUCAUCACCAAUGGCUUCCUUUUCUGCCAUGGCCAUGGAGCAUCAACCACAGCUUCAGCAGCCAUCCAUGAAGAUGCCUCAAUGGAGACCUCAUCUGUGGUUCUUGAUCACACUUCUCCACAGGGCACUGCUUCUGUGGACAAGAAGAGGAAGCCUAGGGAAGAAGACAGUGCUAGCCUCAACUCUGCUCACUCCAAGGAGGCAAAGGAAAGCAGCAGGAAGAGGGGAGGGAAGAAACACAACAGGGACCAGAUGGAGGAUGAUGCACCUCAGGGAUUCAUCCAUGUCAGGGCAAGGAGAGGGCAAGCAACAGAUAGCCAUAGUCUUGCAGAGAGAGUGAGGAGAGAGAGGAUCAGUGAGAGGAUGAGGAUGCUGCAGGCACUGGUUCCUGGCUGUGACAAGGUCACUGGGAAGGCUCUCAUUUUGGAUGAGAUCAUCAAUUACGUGCAGUCCUUGCAGAACCAAGUUGAGUUCCUUUCCAUGAGGAUUGCCUCUUUGAGCCCUGUGCUGUAUGGGUUUGGCAUAGACAGUGAUGCUUUCAGUGACCACUCUCAGAAGAUUGAAGGAAUGUUCCAUGAGGCAGCUGCAAUACCAGCCUCUGUCCUGAACAGGGCUAGCCCAGCUCAAUCUCAGUCCAUCAUGGACACAUCAAACACCUCUCGUCCUACACCCUACUCACUUCAAGUCCAGGGAGGCAACUCUCAAUCCCAGGACAAUGGCAGCUACAUUAUGCAAACAGUAGGGGAGCCAAGGCAAGAACUGUUCAAUCAAGUGGUGCUCAAUAAUUACAUGUGCUCUUUCCAGUAGGGUGGAGAGGUUGAGAGACAAAAGCUAGGAGAGGGACCCUACAUUGACAAUAGGAGGGAAUAAUAAUAUGAUUCGAUGGUUGUGGAAGCACCAGAUGAGUUUGAGAUGUUGGAUCUAGUCCAUCCCCUUGUCUGGUUUUGCAUGCAGUAAAAGAGUUGUACUAGAGGCUAGGAUCAAGUUAGCAGUAGUCUUCUUUGCCAUUUCCAUUGUACUCUACUUAGACAAAAGCAAGCGACCAUUUGUUCAUAUGAAAGGGUCACUGAAUUUCUGCUGUCUCAAGAGCGAUGUAACAACUCUCACACUUCUCUGAAUCUUUGCAACUUUUUCACCAGAAAAAAAAAACUGAUUCUUUACGCCAGUAAAUUAGCAACAACAACAUACCUCAACACGCAUACCUACCUACCUACCUGUUAAUCCUGAGGAAGGAGUAAAUGUUGCUGUGCAGUUAGGUACUGGUCCCUGGAUGAACAUUUAUCAGCUAGCCUUGGAUCAGAUUCUUCUUCAGAUUGGGCGCUGUACCUUGCCCAACUGAUUGUCUGACGCUAAAUGCAAGAUCAUGC
Oryza brachyantha (malo sina) is the source of this 1645-nucleotide messenger RNA. Its product is annotated as transcription factor bHLH76-like. Gene Ontology annotation, cellular component: nucleus. Gene Ontology annotation, biological process: regulation of DNA-templated transcription. The record is from RefSeq and is a predicted model, not a curated record. Gene Ontology annotation, molecular function: protein dimerization activity; DNA-binding transcription factor activity. Bases 237 to 1085 code for a protein of 282 amino acids. NCBI's taxonomy places the organism in Eukaryota, Viridiplantae, Streptophyta, Magnoliopsida, Poales, Poaceae. The transcript has 8 exons.